AUGAAGAUCGUAAUUCACGGAGCAGAGCUGGUGGGCUCUCCUGAUGCCUGUACACCUUUUGAAGCCCCAGAGUCUCUUAUGUUAAAGAUUUCUGCUAACAGCACUCAGCCUGCUUGCUGGUAUGCCAAACUCAGAUUCUUUCGUGAUCCUAGACCUUUUCCUCUUCCCUUGUCAUCACUUUUCAGCGAUGGAGGAAAUGUUGGUUGUGUUGAUAUAAUUAUUCAAAAAGCAUACCCUAUGCAGUGGAUGGAGAAGACAUCAUCUGGAUUAUACAUAUUUCACAAUGAAAGAGAAGAAGAAAAGGAAGCCACAAAAUAUGCAGAAGUCCAGCAAAAGAAACUGGAAACCCUAUUAACUACAAUUCAAGCAGAAAUUGAAGAGCACAAAGAAACUGUAAUAGAAUGAUGUAUACCACCAAGUGCACUAACAAGACAGCAAGUUCGUGCUCUGCAAGAUGGUGCAGAACUUUAUGAAGCUGUGAAGAAUGCACCAGACCCAAGUUACCCUGAGGGUUAUUUUAGUGAAGAGCAAUUAAGAGUCUUGAAUAAUCACAGACAGAUGUUGAAUGAUAAGAAGCAAGCCCAGAUGGAGGUGGAACUCAGGAAGGCUGUGGAGUCUGUCCAGCAAGGGGAACAGAUUUUACCAAGGGACGUGACACCUGUGUGGAAGCUGCGCGUCGUGAGUUAUGAGAGAAAGGAGAAAGAUUCAGUUCUGUUGAGUAUCUGGCGUCCAUCAUCAGAUUUAUAUUCCCUCUUAACAGAGGGCAAGAGAUACAGAAUCUAUCAUCUUGCAGCAUCAAAAUCUAAAAGUAAAUCCGAAAGAGCUAACAUACAGUUAACAGCAACAAAAAAAACUCAGUAUCAACAACUACCGGGGGCUUCCUAGAUGAAGUUACAAGUUUAUCAGCCAAGGGAGCAGCUUCGCUUCAACAAAUUAUUGGAUCCAGACUUCCAGCCACCUUGUUCUGAGCUGGACCUAAUAGGAUGUGUAGUUUCUGUUGUGAAAAAAAUAGGUCUUGCUCCUUUGGUCUAUUUGUCAGAUGAAUGCCAUAAUUUAUUGGCAAUAAAGUUUUGGAUAGAUCUUAAUGAAGACGUGAUUAAACCUCACAUGUUAAUUGCUGCAAGCAACCUCCAGUGGCGACCAGAGUCCAAAGCAGGAAUUCCUACUUUAUUUGCUGGAGAUUUUUCCAUAUUUUCUGCCAGUCCAAAGGAGGGCCAUUUUCAAGAGACAUUCCACAAAAUGAAAAAUGCUAUUGAGAAUAUUGAUAUAUUUUGCAAUGAUGCAGAAAACAAGCUUAUUCAUAUACUUAAUGCAAAUAAUCCCAAGUGGUUCACCCCAACUAAAGACUAUACUUCAGCACCACACACUGUUCAAACAGUCCUUGGUACAGGAAAUAAGCUUCUGAUGUCUUCUCCCAGUAGUGAGAUGAAUUAUCAAACUCCAUUAUCACUUUGUAAACUAAAAGGGAAGUCAGUCUCAACACCUGUAUCAGCCCAAAUGACUUCAAAAUCUUGUUGCAAAGAAGAGAGAUUGAUGACCCAAAAAACUGCAAAAAAGAGAAGAGCCUUGGAUUUCUUGAGUAGACUGCCUGUACCUCCACCUGUUAGUCCUAUUUGUACAUUUGUUUCUCCAGCUGCACAGAAGGCAUUUCAGCCACCACGGAGUUGCGGCACCAAAUAUGAAACACCUAUGAAGAAAAAAGAAUUGAAUUCUCCUCAGAUGACUCCACUUAAAAAAUUUAACAACAUUUCUCUUUUGGAAGGUGAUUCAAUAGCUGAUGAAGAACUUGCCCUGACAAAUACCCAAGCCCUUUCGUCUGGUUCAGCAGGAGAAAAUCAACUUACCUCUAUCAGUGACUCCACUAGGACUGCUCCCACUAGUCCAAAAGAUUAUCUCAGACUGAAAAGACCUUAUACUACAUCUGCAAUCAAAGAACAAGAGAAUUCCCCAGCCAGGACUGAAGAACAGGAGACUAAUAUGCAGGACACAAGUACAAUAAAAGCUAUAUCCAGGAGACUGCAAAGGUGA
This is a messenger RNA of Hippopotamus amphibius kiboko, 2028 nucleotides long. RefSeq names its product breast cancer type 2 susceptibility protein homolog. Gene Ontology annotation, cellular component: nucleus. Gene Ontology annotation, biological process: double-strand break repair via homologous recombination; regulation of DNA-templated transcription. Lineage: Eukaryota; Metazoa; Chordata; Mammalia; Artiodactyla; Hippopotamidae. The record is from RefSeq and is a predicted model, not a curated record.